ACUUAAGUCUCAGGUAACACUGAGCUUAAUACUGUAGGAUAUACAACAACAAAAACUCUUUUCUUCACCCUAAAGCUAGGUUUAUUUCAUGGGCUUUUGGUUUUAAAUAUCUUUCAAACUACAAGAGAGAAGAAUUGUGUUUCUUCUUCUCCAAGAAACAAACUACAGAUUGAUUGAGACUUCCUUUAAAGAAACCAUGGACAAAGUUGUGAGAAUGUCUUCGGAGAAAGGAGUUGUUAUAUUCAGCAAGAGCUCGUGUUGCAUGUCCUAUGCGGUCCAGGUCCUCUUCCAAGACCUUGGGGUUCACCCGACCGUCCAUGAGAUAGACAAGGACCCUGAUUGUCGUGAGAUAGAGAAAGCCCUAAUGAGGCUCGGGUGUUCCACACCGGUUCCAGCCAUCUUUGUUGAUGGGAAGCUCGUUGGUUCGACCAAUGAAGUCAUGUCGAUGCACCUUAGCGGCUCGCUUGUUCCGCUAGUUAAACCAUUUCAAGCCAAUCUAUGUUAGAAAAUGUGUUCUAACUUUUUAAUCUAAACAUAUAAUUCAAUAAGAAACAACCUAAAACACAAUCUAUAGCCGAUGCAAGUAUGCAACCUUUGUAAUAUAACUUUAUAAAUAUUGUUUGUUUGUAAUUUUAUUGAAGUGAUCCUAUAAUAAUUGACUAGUUUAAGCUUU
Raphanus sativus (radish) is the source of this 673-nucleotide messenger RNA. Its product is annotated as monothiol glutaredoxin-S9-like. The transcript has a single exon. The record is from RefSeq and is a predicted model, not a curated record. NCBI's taxonomy places the organism in Eukaryota, Viridiplantae, Streptophyta, Magnoliopsida, Brassicales, Brassicaceae. Gene Ontology annotation, cellular component: nucleus; cytoplasm. The coding region runs from base 197 to 505 and encodes 102 amino acids.